This is a messenger RNA of Delphinapterus leucas (beluga whale), 519 nucleotides long. Lineage: Eukaryota; Metazoa; Chordata; Mammalia; Artiodactyla; Monodontidae. The record is from RefSeq and is a predicted model, not a curated record.
GGGAGUUAAGUUUCCAAAAGCUAUAUUUUUAGUGCAAUAGACAUUUGAAAAUUGCAACGAAUUUGCGAUGGUAUAUUCCCAGAGAAGAGGUGCGGGAUCCCGGCGCCUGCUGCUCUCGCUUCUGCUCCUCGCAGCCUGGGAGGCGGGCAGUGGCCAGGUGCACUAGUCGGUCCCUGAGGAGGCCAAACAAGGCACCUUCGUGGGCCCCAUCGCCCAGGACUUGGGGCUGGAGCUGGCGGAGCUGGUGCCGCGUCUGUUCCGGGUGGCAUCCAAAGGCCGUAGGGACCUUCUGGAGGUAACUCUGCAGAAUGGUAUUUUGUUUGUGAAUUCUCGGAUCGACCGGGAAGAGCUGUGCGGGCGGAGCGCGGAGUGCAGCAUCCACCUGGAGGUGAUCGUGGACCGGCCGCUGCAGGUGUUCCAUGUGGAGGUGGAGGUGAAGGACAUUAAUGACAACCCCCCAAGGUUCUUGCGACAAAAAUAAACACUAUUUUAGAAUCAAGAAUAGCGGAUUCGGGCUUC